Messenger RNA from Perognathus longimembris pacificus (Pacific pocket mouse), 1187 nucleotides. It is a transcript of the gene Pnpo, whose product is annotated as pyridoxamine 5'-phosphate oxidase. The record is from RefSeq and is a predicted model, not a curated record. Gene Ontology annotation, molecular function: pyridoxamine phosphate oxidase activity; FMN binding. Lineage: Eukaryota; Metazoa; Chordata; Mammalia; Rodentia; Heteromyidae. The coding region runs from base 108 to 893 and encodes 261 amino acids. The transcript is spliced from 7 exons. Gene Ontology annotation, biological process: pyridoxine biosynthetic process; pyridoxal 5'-phosphate biosynthetic process.
UUGUUUGGUUGGGCCGCCCGCAAAUCCUUCCUGGUGAGGAGCUGGUUUCCGAACGCGGCCGAACCCCAGGGUCUGUCGAACUCCAGGUCACGUGGGUAGCGGCCCCCAUGACGUGCGGGCUUCUGGGCGUCACUGUGACGUUCGGAAGACCUGCCAGGUGGCUGGGCUCCCUCCGUCACCGGUGCAGCCGCGGCGCGGCCAUGGACUUGGGGCCGAUGCGCAAGAAUUACCGCGGGGACCAGGAGGCAUUUGAAGAGACUCAUCUUGCUUCUCUGGACCCCAUGAAGCAGUUUGCUUCCUGGUUCGAGGAAGCUGUUCAGUGUCCUGACAUAGGGGAAGCCAAUGCCAUGUGUCUGGCUACGUGUACCAGAGAUGGAAAACCCUCUGCCCGCAUGUUGCUGUUGAAGGGCUUUGGCAAGGAUGGCUUCCGUUUCUUCACUAACUAUGAGAGUCGGAAGGGAAAAGAGCUGGACUCUAAUCCCUUUGCUUCCCUUGUCUUCUACUGGGAGCCUCUGAACCGGCAGGUUCGUGUGGAGGGGACCGUAAAGAAGCUUCCUGAGGAUGAAGCCAAGGGCUACUUCCAUUCCCGCCCCAAGAGCAGCCAGAUCGGGGCUGUGGUCAGUCACCAGAGUUCUGUGAUCCCUGAUCGGGAGUAUCUGAGAAAGAAAAAUGAAGAGCUGAAGCAGCUCUACCAAGAACAACAGGUGCCUAAGCCAAAAUACUGGGGUGGCUAUAUCCUGUACCCCCAGGUGAUAGAAUUCUGGCAAGGCCAAACCAACCGCCUGCAUGACCGAAUUGUCUUUCGGCGGGGCCUCCCACCUGGAGAUUCCUCCCUGGGACCCAUGACUCACCGUGGCGAAGAAGACUGGCUCUAUGAAAGACUUGCACCUUGAUGCUGGAGAAGCCAGAUAUUAAGAGACCCUGUGUGACGUGGAAGAGAUUUCAAACCAGAUCCUCUUAGGACUUGCCUACGUGGGAAGGACCUACAAGGAGUGUCCCGCCGUUAUCAGUGUUCAAUCUUAGCCAGUCAGGAAUUUUACAGAUGAGAUUCACAUUAUGCUGAAAUAUAUAAGCCAGGAAGUUUUUAAUCCCACUACUGUCCGUGUUCUUAGUGGAAAUUCUAUGUGUGAAUGUAUAUGCAAAUAUCUGUAUCUUAUCAUUCAAAUAUAAAAUGAAAUCAUAAGCCA